Molecule: messenger RNA, 206 nt
Organism: Amoebophrya sp. A120
Lineage: Eukaryota; Dinophyceae; Syndiniales; Amoebophryaceae
Source: the annotation of a GenBank genome assembly
AGCGAAUGCAUGUGUGAUCAUUGCAAAAAAUUCCUCUGUAAAAGGGUAAAAUGAAGGUUGUGUCGUUUGAUGAAAAAUCUACAUUCAUCCUUUCAUUUUAUUUUUUCGGGUUUGGAAAAUUUUUUGUAUUUUGGCACCUCGGUUAUGUGAUAUUGCAGACAUUGAGAUCUUUGUCAGAAAAAAUUUUGCCCGGUCUACAUUUUUCU